Anneissia japonica is the source of this 4781-nucleotide messenger RNA. Its product is annotated as ATP-binding cassette sub-family C member 9-like. Gene Ontology annotation, cellular component: membrane. The record is from RefSeq and is a predicted model, not a curated record. The annotation marks the transcript as partial. The transcript has 31 exons. Lineage: Eukaryota; Metazoa; Echinodermata; Crinoidea; Comatulida; Comatulidae. Gene Ontology annotation, biological process: transmembrane transport. Gene Ontology annotation, molecular function: ATP hydrolysis activity; ABC-type transporter activity; ATP binding.
GCUCUAGUCUGUUCCUCCAACGACGAUGAGUUGCCAGAUGAUCUUAAGAAAGAAAAUAUGUUCUUCAUGCAAGGCUACUGCAAUCUUAUGUCAUCGGCGACCUACUGGUGGCUGAACUGGUUGUUUAGGAAAGGCUACAAAGAGCCCAUUGAGCUCAAAGAUCUAGGAGUACUGUCUAGCUCUCACAAAGCCCGCCAAAACCGCAUGCUCUUUGAAGAGGCUUUAGAGAAAGAACGGGAGCGUGCACUGGCAAAGGGUGUCUCCAUUAACUUGUACCGUGUAUUCUUUAAUGUGUAUGGGUUCAAGAUGAUGCUAGCUGGGUGUCUUAAAUUCUGUGGCGACUGUUUGAGCUUUGUCGGACCAGUGGCACUUAAAUAUCUUCUUGAGUAUGUCAGUGGUUUAGAACCAAAACCAGAAGAGGAUGACCAAUAUGUGACCGUUGAAGUGUUUCUUCACAAUGGCUAUAUACUCCUUGCUGUUAUAUUUUUUGCCGCUGUUCUGAGGUCUCUGUGUUUGCAGUCUCAUUACCAGAUUGUCAUUAUUGAAAGCAUUCAUCUACGAGCAGCUCUUCAGACCAGCGUGUAUGAUAAAGCCCUGAAGCUUUCUACUUGGACAAUGACUGGCGGAUCAAUGACGAUGGGUCAGAUUACUAACUUGAUGUCUGUGGAUGCUAUGAAUUUGCUAAACUCGGCCCAGUGGGUUCACUAUAUAUGGAGGGUUUUUCUUUUACUAGAUCCCCAGGCGUCUAAAAAGUUUCAUGCAGCAAUGGGGAUAUCGCCUGCGAACCACUGCACCUAUUGUAGACAUCUUGGUAUAUCUUUAUAUAUCCUAUAUCUGACCUUGGGCUACUCGGCGUUGGUUGGUUUCUCUGUAUUCUUUGUUACCAUGCCGAUACAGACUAAAAUUGCUGGUAUUCUUGCUGGUUUCCAGAAAAUUGUCAUGGCCAAUUCUGAUGAGCGUCUGAAGAGGAUAAAUGAAAUGCUGCAAGGGAUCAAGCUAAUUAAGCUGUACGGCUGGGAGGACAUCUUUUUAUACAACAUCAAAGAUGCUCGAGCGAAAGAGGUUCAUGUCAGAAUGAAGUGCUCCCUCUGGAGUUUUGCUUUAACAACUACAACUAUUGCCUCGCCUCUUCUCGUUACUCUUGUGGCAUACGGUCUGUACCAAGUAUUUGAGCACGAACCGCUGACACCUGCCGUAGCAUUUGCCUCCCUGUCGCUCCUCAAUCAAAUUACCAUCCCCCUAUUUGUAAUGCCCACGACAUUUGCGUUCCUCGUCAACGCGCAUGUCAGCACCAAGCGUCUACAGGGCUUCCUGGAAUCUCCCGAAUGCGAGGAGACGGAUGAUGGACGCCAGAAGGUGGAAGUUGUUUUGGAACGAGACAAGUCGGCAAUUGAUGAAGAUGACUUUGGCACAGCUUGUUGCUUACCACCAAACAAAUUUAAAAGUAAAAAGAACAAUGAUCGUACCUUAUUGGUAAAUGCAGCCGAUGGCAACCAAUAUGGAACCUUCUCGUCGAACACUGCCAACCCAAAUUUCUCAAAUGUUGAUGACCUUCCUGAUGACCUGGUGCUAAAGAUAGAACAUGCUAAUUUUACUUGGGAUGUUGAUUCACCGGAGCCAACUUUAGCCGACAUUAGCUUAGAAAUACCCGCAGGUAAACUGACAAUGAUCGUUGGUGCUGUUGGAAGUGGCAAGUCCUCUGUGUUGGCGGCGAUGUUGGGUGAGAUGUCUACGCUCAGUGGGAAUGUCCAGUGGAACAGGCACAAGAGCACCGUGUCAUUUGCAGCGCAGAAAGCGUGGCUUGUUAAUGCAUCACUGAAAGAAAAUGUUCUGUUUGGUUAUUGCGCUGAGUCGGACAGAUACGAUUCAGUCAUCUCCUCUUGUGCUCUAAAGCCAGACAUUGAUAUCCUGCCAGCUGGGGAUCAAACAGAGAUUGGUGAGAAGGGCAUUAACCUCAGCGGGGGCCAAAAACAGAGGAUCAGCGUGGCCAGGGCGAUGUACAGUUACAAUGAUGUUGUAAUAUUGGAUGAUCCACUAUCAGCACUUGAUGUCCACGUGGGACGUCAGUUAUUUGAAGAAGGCAUUGUGGGAUUGCUAAUGAACAAUUGUCGAACUUGCCUUUUGGUGACACAUCAAGUUCAGUACGUUGAGAAUGCUGACUGGAUUAUUGUUAUGAAAGAUGGCAGAGUUCAACAUCAAGGAACACUGGAUGAUAUAGCUAAGAAAGACCCAGAACUGUACAGCGAAUGGCAGACACUGAUCCAAGAAUCCCAGCAGAAGGAAAAAGAGAAGGUUGAUUCAGAAAAUGAAGAUGAUGUUGUUGUAGAACGAAGAAAGCUGUUGAGGCAGGUGUCUAGGAUGUCAUUUGCUUCCGAUGACGAGGGCGAUGUCAUCUCUGUUAAGAAAGGUGUUAACGAAGAUAACGAUGAUAAAACUGGAAAAUUAAUUGAGAAAGAGGAGCGUGUUAAAGGAUCCGUUGGCUUUACGAUGUACGGCAAUUAUAUCAAACAGCUUCGUGUCCGUGUGUUUCUGCUUGUGAUGGUUCUCAUUUUCCUGUACAAUGGAUGCAGUGUGGGUAACAAUUUCUGGCUCUCUGCCUGGUCAAAUGCUGGUAUUCAUCCACCACCAAAUAAAACUGAUGCACAAAUACUGCGCAAGUAUUUGAGUGGCUAUGCUGGAUUCUCCAUCAUCAGUAUCAUUCUGUUAACCACAUCAUCCCUGACUUUGGUUCUCUCAGCUUUGUAUGCGUCAAAGAGGAUGCAUAACACCAUGCUAACAAUGGUCAUGUUCUCCCCUCUCAGAUUUUUUGAUACAACUCCAAUCGGCCGAGUUCUUAAUCGAUUUUCAUCGGACAUACAGACUCUAGAUGCACAACUGGGUUCAUCUCUGAAUUUAUUGCUGAUGUUUUCAAUGAACUGUAUCUCCGUGAUCAUUGUCAACACCAUCGUGUCGUAUUUCUUCAUCUUUAUUUGCAUACCAAUGGUAAUCCUGUACAUCGUAAUGAUGAUGUAUUUCAUCACAACUUCAAGGGAGUUGCAGCGUCUGGACAGUAUCAGCAAGUCUCCAGUGUUUGCACACUUCUCCGAAUCCCUCGGUGGACUGCCAACAAUCCGCGCAUACUGUUUGCAGAAUUCAUUCAGAGAUGCCAUUCUGAGCAAAAUCGACAAGAACAACGUUGCAUAUGUGUACAUCCAAACUGCCAACAGAUGGUUAGGUGUUCGACUGGACAUCAUUGGUGCGUUUGUUGUUUUGUUGGCCGGUUUGACAUCUAUGAUGACUGGUAACAAUGCCGGCCUUAUUGGACUGUCUAUCAUGUAUGCUCUUUAUAUGGCUAGUCAGUUAAAUUGGUUGGUAAAAAAUGGAGCUGCUGUUGAGAUGAGUAUGAACUCCGUAGAGAGGGUUCAUUACUAUAGCGACCUAAUCAUGGAAAAAUAUGAUGGAGUAAGAGAUCCGCCGCUAGACUGGCCAAACAAGGGUGAAAUCGUGCUUGAUGACAUCUCCGUAAGAUAUGCCGCAGAUCUUGAUCCCGUCCUUCAUGAUGUGUCUGUAACUUUUUGUGCUGGAGAAAAGGUUGGUAUUUGUGGACGAACUGGCAGCGGCAAGUCUUCGCUGACCCUUGCUCUCUUCAGAGAACUAGCCCUGAGCGUUAUACUCCUGGUCACUGGAUACAACAAAAACCCAGCACAAAGUGCCACCAGCCUUCUCGGCUACCUGUGUACUCAACGCACGAAACUAGUACAAUCAAUGACACAACAUCAUAUAAUGUACAAUCUUGACCCACAGGGUGAGAAAUCUGAUAAAGAUUUGUGGCAAGCGUUGGAGAUUGCUCAGCUGAAACCUGUAGUAUCGACACAAGAUGAAGGCCUAGAUGCAAUGGUUACAGAAGGAGGUGAGAAUUACAGUGUCGGUCAGCGUCAACUAUUCUGCCUAGCGAGGGCAUUCUUGAGGAAGACCACGAUUCUGGUAAUGGACGAGGCAACAGCAUCGAUUGAUAUGCAAACGGAUGCAAUUCUUCAAGAUGUUGUGGCAACAGCCUUCAAAAACAGGACAGUUCUUACUAUCGCUCAUCGCAUUGCGACCAUCCUGAACUCGGAUAAGAUUCUUGUGCUGGAUGCCGGUAGGAUGAUUGAGUUUGACACUCCGAAUGCUCUGAUGGAACGAGACAGCGUUUUUGCUUCUCUUGUGCGCAACGAUAAAUAAUAAUAAUAAAAAAAUUAUAAUUUUAGAAAACUUGAUUUCAAUGCAGUGUCAUAUCUAGAAGACUUUAAAUGUUGGAGGUGAUGGGGUACGAAUGUUGAGUGGGAAUCGAUGAUCAUGUGAGGGAUCGGUAAUUAAAUGAGGGGCAGUAGGUUGUACAAUAGGCUGAUGUGAGGUGCUUUUUAAGUACUUGAGCGUGACCUUUUUUGGAAAUUUUCAAGGGUAGGGGAGCUGACUGGGAGAGGCCGCAGUAUUUUUUUUUGUUUUUUUAAAGGGGCGUACACGCCCGCUUAGAUAUACCAGUGUUUCAAUGUAGUUGUAACAUAUUUCUUGGAAAAGAGAUGAGUGUGUAAAUUUAUGAUAUCAGGGAAUUUCAUAUCAUUUAUGUAGUCUUUAGUAUACUUUUACAUAUUAAGUGUAAGUAAUUUGAGCGGCAGGGCAAACUGCCAAAAAUGAACUAAAUAAAUAUGGUACAUACAAUUCACAUCAGUGCCUAUAUAAAUAAUAUUAAUAAUUACUAUUACUGUAUUAAAAUCUAGAAAAAAAAUUAUGUUAAAAUUAUAAACAAGAAGUAACUAUACUAA